ACUUUGUUUGGAGCACAUAACGUUGCUGGUCGCGAGCGAUGAAAGAUGCCAAGGAAUGCCUUCAGACGUCGCUGCUCUUGUCGAUCUCGUUCCUGCUCUUGUUUACGUCGUAUAUGGCGAUAGAGGUGUUGGAGACUUCCAUCAUUCCAGGCAAAUGCCAUGGAUGCAUGGAAGGAACGAUGGAUGGCAUCUGCCAAGCCGGCCCUGUGUGCCAAGACAAAUUGCAGUUUUCGUGCGACCAAACGUGUGUGGCGCCAUUUGAAGAGUGCGAGUCCUCGCUUGGAAGCACCAUUUUGGGUGUUACGUACCUCUGUCUCAUGCUCAGUGCGUUCAUGACACCACUGAUCACAAACUACUUUGGGGAAAAGAACAGCAUGGUUGGCGGGUCGUUCUCCUUCAUCUUGUUUGCGUUUGCGAACUUGAUUGUGGCGCUGUAUCCGACCAAGACGUCGCUGCAUUGGUGGGUGAUGAUCCCCGCGGCGUUGCUACUAGGAGUGUUCGCGUCCGUGCUUUGGAUUGCGCAGGCGAGCUACUUGACACGGCUGAGUGUCAUCUACGCACAGUACAUGAACGUCCCUGCUGUGAGCUCCAUGGGAACGUUCAACGGGUCGUUCUACGCAUUUUACAAGAUGAGUCGCAUCACGGGCAACUUGCUGUCGUCGUUCGUGUUAGGGUUUCUGGGAUGGUCCACCGCCAGUCUCUUUGCCGUGUACACUGGGAUCUCAGUGGCGGGGAGUGUACUCAUGGCGACCUUGCCUGACCUUGUGCACCCCGCCGGCGACGAAAGCACGGCCCUGCUCAAAGCAGCAGAACUUCCCAUCGAGUCGUCGUCCGCAGCCACGACGUUGCGGGCACUGUGGGACAUUGCUAAAGACAGGCGCAUGGUAGUCCUGAUCCCCGUGUGGCUCUUGAGCGGGCUCCAGCUCGGGUUUGUGUCGGGGGAGUUCACAGUCCACUUCAUCCGGCAGUCGCUCGGUAGUGCGUCCAUCGGAUACGUCAUGGCCACCUUCGGGGUCGUCAACGUCGUGUGCUCGUUUUGGUUUGGCAAGUUGGCCGACAAAAUUGGUCUCUUUUUUGCCCAAAUGGUGGGCUUUGGGUCCCUCUUUGUCGCAUAUGCAUUGUGCAUGUGGAGCGACGUGGUGAAAUGCGACGGCCAGUGGACCCUUGUGCUCGGCAUUGCCGUGUUACUCAGUGUCGGUGGCGCCUCGUGCACCACCCUUGCCAACGGUACGAACGACCUUGAUGACGUGGCAGCCCCCUGAUGCGUUUGAGGCACCUAGUGAUUCUCGGCCAAGAGUUUCCGUCCAAUGCUGUCAACGCGUUCUCUCUGUUCCGAGUGUACAAUUCUGGGGCCACAAGCGCCAGCUUUUUCUUCUUUAAGUACUUGAGUCUCGAAGGCCGACUGUGGGUGCUCAUGCUCAACGUUGUCUUGGCCACUGCGUCGUUCGCGGUGUACUCGAUCCGCCACCGUCAAAUUGCGGGCGUUCGUUAAUACGGUCGGCUAAUAGGAACAAGAUGGAUGUGACUGCCCAUCAUCCGAAAUUGCUACUAUAGUAUACAAGUGCAGGCUCAUUUUUGAAGACGAUAUCUCCAUCG
This is a messenger RNA of Aphanomyces astaci, 1596 nucleotides long. RefSeq lists its product as hypothetical. Gene Ontology annotation, molecular function: transmembrane transporter activity. The record is from RefSeq and is a predicted model, not a curated record. Lineage: Eukaryota; Oomycota; Saprolegniomycetes; Saprolegniales; Verrucalvaceae. The transcript is spliced from 11 exons. The coding region runs from base 39 to 1262 and encodes 407 amino acids.